Molecule: messenger RNA, 41661 nt
Organism: Podarcis lilfordi (Lilford's wall lizard)
Lineage: Eukaryota; Metazoa; Chordata; Lepidosauria; Squamata; Lacertidae
Source: the annotation of a GenBank genome assembly
UUUAGACGGCGCCUUCCUGAGCUGCCGUCGCCCGCCUGGUCUGCCUGCCCAGCUCGCCGUGAUGCCCGCCGUCUGGAGCUCGACGCUACCGCCGCGGCUGCUGCUGCCGCUCUUGGCGCUUUGGCUGUGCCUGGCGUCGAGGAGCGCGGCGGAGACGGCGGCGUGCGCUCCCUGCCGGCCUGAGCUGUGCGAGACGGCGCGGUGCGCGGCGCCCGAGCUGACGUCGCGGGACGAGUGCGGCUGCUGCGAGCGGUGCCUGAGCGCCGAGGGCGAGCGGUGCGGAGGGGCGCGGGGCGCUCGCUGCGGCCCGGGGCUGGUGUGCGUCAGCCAGCGCCAAGCGGAGCCUCCUGCCGCCGAGGAAGAGGAGCAGGAGCAGGAAGAAGGCACCGGGCGCUGCGUCUGCAAGGAAGACGGCGCAGUCUGCGGCUCCGACGGCCGCUCUUACAGCAGCGUGUGCGCCCUGCACCUGCACAGCUGGCGCGCCCUCCACAGCGGCCGGGAGCGCGUCCGGAAGGCGCACGACGGCGAGUGCAAGCUCGGUAAGCCUCUGUGGGGUGUGGGGGCACUGGGGGGCAGUGGUUGGGGUGUCGCUCACCCUCCGAAGGUCGCAAUCUAUAGACUGGCCCUGGCCAAAUUUCUACGCCUUAGUGUUAGUCAGCCAAUCGGGAAAUGUUUGUAUUUCUGAAUGUUUGCAUGGUUGUUCCUUGGUCCAGAUAAAUGUCCUUCUUGUCUGUUUGAACAGUUAAAAUCGAGACACCUACACCUCUUAGAACCACAGGGGGCAAUUUGGAAGCUUGUUUCGACCAAGUUAAGGGACUUAGGCUUCCUCAACGUGAAUAGGAGUUCACUUUUUGAAUAAUAAGAAUUAUAUGUCGCGGGGGGGGGGUCAGGAUUUGAGAGAUGCUUAGGAGAGAUGCAAAAAGGUUGGAAACCACUGUCUUAGAAUUUUAAGCAUCUUUAUUCAGAAAUAAGUACCACCAAGUUAAAUGGAGAUUCCUUCCUCGGAAGUCCGUUUGCAGCCUUAAUGGGAGCUGUCUACUUUCCCAUCACCAGAGACACUGAAAGGUGGGUGUUGAUGCUGAGACAUUCAGUUGCAAAGUGAUGCACUACUUUGGGCAGAAGCGCAGGCAAAACAGCCCGCUCUCUGGGGUGCCCCCAUUCCAACAGCGCCAGUACCAAAUAGAGAACACCUCCACCUGCACUAUCUAUCUAUCUAUCUAUCCAUCCAUCUAUCUAUCUAUCUAUCUAUCUAUCUAUAAUUUUCUGUUUUACAAUUUAGAAUAUUCAUUUGAACAACCUUAAAGUAUCAAUUACUUCCCUUCUUUUCUUUCCAUGGUUCAUUUUGCAUAGCAUAAAUCCCUGCCUAUUUUAUAUAAACUAAACCAUUCAGUAUUCCAUUAUUACUUCCAUCAAAACUUAUUUACACUGUUGAAUUUAUCUUAAUGCUGCCCAUGUUUUCAAGUGUACACAAUUUCCCCCCAUAUGUUCAAUAAAUGUUUUCCAAUCUUCUUUAAACGUAUGUUCUUCUUGCUCUCUUAUUCUAUAAGUUAGAUCCACAAGCUGUGCAUAUUCCACCAGUUUAAGUUGCCAUUCUUCUUUAGUUGGGAUCUCGCUCAUUUUCCAUGUGGGGGCUAACAAAACAUAGGCUGCAGUAGUGGCAUACAUAAAUAACGGCCUGCACUUUCAGAGGAAGAGCACAGAGACAGCUCAUUAACUGUUUGAAAACCACUGGAAUCCAGGUGAGGAUGGUCUCUUUAUCUCCAUUGGCUGCUGAAGACUUACAGAUCCAGCUGGAAAGGAGGGGAAGUAAAGGAGUGACAGGUGUUCAAGUGAAAAUAGUGUUCAGGUCAGGUCUUGUUGUCCAGCUGACUCGUGCAAUCCAGUCCAUGUUUACUGGGAAGUCCAUCCCACUGCAUUCGGUCAAACUUACUUCAGACUAGUGUGAAUAAGCCCAAGGGAGCGGGUGGCGCUGUGGUCUAAACCACUGAGCCUCUUGGGCUUGCCGAUUGGGAGGUCGGUGAUUCGAAUCCCCGUGACGGGGUGAGCUCCCAUUGUUCUGUCCCAGCUCCUGCAAAUCCAGCAGUUCAAAAGCAUACUAGUGUGAGUAGAUAAAUAGGUACCGUUGCAACAGGAAGGUAAAUUGCAUUUCUGUGUGCUCUGGCUUCCCUCACGGUGUUCUGUUGUGCCAGAAGCGGUUUAGUCAUGCUGGCCACAUGACCCAGAAUGCUGUCUGUGGACAAAUGCCAGCUCCCUCGGCCUGAAAGUGAGAUGAGCACCGCAACCCCAUAGUCGCCUUUGACUGGACUUAACCAUCCAGCGGUCCUAUACUGUUACCCUUUAUUACCAUUAAGCUGCAGUCCCCUGUCUCUUUUUUGGAGAGGAAAUUAAUUAAAUACCUACAAUUCUAUAAUUCUACAUGCAAGGGGUUGUGGGUACUUCAAUGCAUGGCACUUUUGAUGGAUUUAGCAUAGCUUACAAAAAGGUGUAAAGGAUGCGGGUGGCACUGUGGUCUAAACCACAGAGCCUAGGGUUCGCUGAUCAGAAAGUCAGUGGUUCGAAUCCCCGUGACGGGGUGGGCUCCCAUUGUUUGGUCCCAGCUUCUGCCCACCUAGCAGUUCGAAAGCACGUCAAAGUACCAGUAGAUAAAUAGGUACCACUCCAGCGGGAAGGCAAACAGCAUUUCCGUGCACUGUUCUGGUUCGCCAGAAGCGGCUUAGUCAUGCUGGCCACAUGACCCGGAAGCUGUACGCCGGCUCCCUCAGCCAGUAAAGCAAGAUGAGUGCCACAACCCCAGAGUGAGGGGUCCCUUUGCUUUUAUCUUUACCUUGCAGAAAGGUACAGAAUAGUGGGUACUUUUUUUCUUAAGAAUUGAGAGCUAGGAAGAAGCCCAUAGAAAAGUUGGGGACUGACAGAGAUUUGAUUGCGAAAUAUGGAGCUGUGCACGCACCUCAUCACGAUAUCAAUUAUAUGGGUGGGGCUUAUUCCCCCCCCCCCCCAUAUUUUAUUCAAGUUGGCACCCCUGCUGGGAAUCUAAACCUCGAAGAUCCCCCACUUCCCUUUUGCCUGUGGUUCUAAUUUUAAGACGUGGCAAUGUUUCAGAAUUUCUCUACCCCCUGCAAAUCCAAAGCACAUGUUGUGCUGCAGCCCGUAUGGGUCCCCUGCUGAUCUUAGACAGCUGACAGGCACUAGCGAAAGGUCCAGCAUGUCCAGGUUUCUGUGGUAAGCACAGGAAUGUCCUGGGGAGAAGAUUCUGCCUUCUGAUGGAGUCAGACACUCCCCACCCAUUGUGAGCUGCGGCACCCAGCUGGGACUUCUUAGCCUAGCAGGCCAGAUAGUUCUCUGUCUCCAUUCCUGCAGGCCAACAUUGGCAGGUGUGUGUGUGACAACCCACCUGCCAAUCACCUGACAUUGAGGUUUCCCAAGUACCUAACAGCCAGCUAGUUGUUAGGCAGGUGGGAACCACAGCACAAGGGGGCUUUGCCUGCAAUAUGUUCAGGCCUCGGUUGAUUCUCACUUGUCAAACUCCUUUGUGCAGUGCUUCCCAAACACCCAACAACCAGCUGGCUGAGAAAGCAGCUUUCUGCAAGGAUCAUCUGCAUAAUGAGCAUAAUCGGCCAUUCAGCCUAUCCAGCCACCACCUGCUGCAUACCUGGUGUUGUAUAUGAUUUCAGGUGUGGGUCACUUGGACAAGGUCGGCGGUUCAAACCCCCAUGAUGGCGUGAGCUCCCAUCGCUCUGUCCCAGCUCCUGCCAACCUAUCAGUUCAAAGGCACACCAGUGCAAGUAGAUAAAUAGGUACCACUGUGGCAGGAAGGUAAACAGCAUUUCCGUGUGCUCUGGUUUCCGUCACAGUGUCCCGUUGUGCCAGAAGCGGUUUAGUCAUGCUGCUCACAUGACCCGGAAAUCUGUCUGUGGACAAAUGCUGGCUCCCUUGGCCUGAAAGCAAGAUGAGUGCCGCAACCCCAUAGUCACCUUUGACUGGACUUAACAAUCCAGGGGUCCUUUACCUUUUUUACCUGCUCAGGCCUCAGGCUGUGGCUUGACCCGCCAGCUUGUCGGAGUCUUGUGUGCAGUGCUUCCCAAACACCCAACAACCAGCUGGCUUAGAAAGCAGCUUUUCGCAGGGUUCAUCUACAUAAUUGAGUUCCCUAUGGCAAACUCAGCCAUUCAGCCUCCACCUGCUGCACACCUGGUGUUGUAUAUGAUUUCAGGUGUGGGUCACAUGUGCAUGGCUUGUGGAACUGGCCUCAUGGGCCCAAUCCCCACCAGAUUUUCCCUCCCGGGCUGAGUUCUCAUUUUGCUGGCCUUGAAACUGGCUCUGGUCAAAUUGUACUUGCCGGGUUUUUUAAGCAUUAGGAGAACAUACCUAUAAUGGUAUGGGGUUGCUCGUGCGUAAGUUGCCGCCUCUCCUGGCUAUGUUGCCUUGCUAAACCUUUCUGUCUGGACAGCCCUUCAAUUCGUGGCUGCCUCAGUUGCUAGCAGAAUCCGUCAGUGGGUGUUUCUUAAACCUUUUCCAACAUAAAAGUUGUUUGACACCCAGUCUCCUCCUACUUUCUCUGCGCGGAAGUCUUCUGCGCAGGGAGGGCAUGGGUAGCGGAGGACCAGUGCUCUCCCCGCUGGUGUCCGGUGAAGAGUCUGGGAGCCCUCUCGCCGAUUCCCCCAUCUGCCCCUCCUUAUUCCUGGUGUUGCACUGAAUUGCUUCCCCAUCUGCUGAGCUGCCUCUCUCCCUGCUGGGCCCUUCUCCAGCAUCAUUGGAGCAUUGGAGAGCCUUCCCUCCACCUCUAGCUCCGAUGUCAGUUCCCUGACAAUACCCUUCAACAUUUCUCAGCUGAAAAUAGGGACAUCCUAUUCUAUUAUUUUAUUUUAUUUUAUUUUAUUUUAUUUUAUUUUAUUUUAUUUAUUUAUUUAUUAAUACCCUGUCUAUCUGACUGGGUUGCCCCAGCCACUAUGGGCGGCUUCUGACUACAAAGGAGGUUUAAAGACUGUCUCAAGGCAAAUUUUAAAAAAUGUAGUAUAAACACCAACAAUUGGGAAACACUUGCCUGCGAGCACUCCAAUUGGAGAACAGCCUUUACCAAAGGUGUCAUGGGCUUUGAAGACAUUCGAACCCAGGACACAAGGAAGAAAUGUGCUAAGAGGAAGGCACGCUUAGCAAAUCCACACCGUGAUCAGCUCCUGCCCAGAAACCUAUGUCCCCACUGUGGAAGGACAUGUGGGUCCAGAAUUGGCCUCCACAGUCACUUACAGACUUAUUGUUAAAACCAUGUUUAUGGAAGACAAUCUUACUCGGCUACGAGUGAUCGCCAAAGACAAAGAAAGAAGAGAGAAGAUACAAAAAUGCAACAGAACGUUGAACAUUAAAAACUUCCCUUUACAGGGCUGCUUUCAGAUGCCUUCUAAAGAUUGUAUAGUUACUUAUCUCCUUGGCUUGUGGGUCGCAUAACUGCAUACCCUCCAACAUUUCAAUAAUAAUAAUAAUAAUAAUAAUAAUAAUAAUAAUAAUUUCUUUAUACCCCGGGCAUCUGGUUGGGUUUCCCCAGCCACUCUGGGCAGGUCCCAACAGAAUAUUAAAAACACGCUAAAACAGCAGACAUUAAAAACUUCCCUAAACACGGCUGACUUCAGGUGACUUACCCAACAUUUCUCCAAUGAAAAUGGAGGUGUCCUAAGGAAAAGUGGGACAUUCUGGGAUCAAAUCAGAAACCAGGAUGGCUUCUGUAAAUCCGGGACUGUCCCUGGAAAAAGGGACACUGGGAGGGUCUGAGAUAAUGGCUGGCAAAUUCUGCAUCUUUAACCUCUCAUUGACGGCGCCCUGUUUGCAAGCUUGAAAAGCCACCAAGUUUCCCCCCAAUAUAUAAAUGUAACCUGAUAUCUUUCUUUUCCGGCACCUGUCUGUCUCGAGAGACAAUGGAGUGCACCUCCGGGGGUGAAGUCAAACCACUGCGUUAGCAGCACUGAAGUGAUCUCUCGGAUGCGCAAGGCUGGGCCAUGUGUGUGGGGGUCCUGGGCUCACCCUCCUCUCUCAGCUUAACCCACCCCGCAGGGUUGUUGUCAGGAUAAAACCAGGGGGAGCAGGUGAGAGAUGCCUUGGAGUUAUUUGGAGCAGGAUAAAAAUGUAACAAACAAAGAACUGUCUGAAUGGAGCUUUUGGUGGUGCUUGCUAUUAUAUCACCGACUGCCUCUGUAGCUGUCCAUUCUGAUGAUAAUGAAAGCUCCGCCAAAGAGGGGGCUUUUAUGUGUCAGUAAGUACCUCAUUAUAUCUUAACCCAAGGGCACUAAUUUAUUCAUGUAUAAUCAGUGGGGUAAUAUUUAACAGUCCCCUUUGGGACUCAGGGUUGUGUGUAACAGCUGCUUCUCUGCCCAUUUGUAAUCAAGCCCAUUCCUUCUAGUUUGUUAUAUGCUCUGUGUGUUUUUUUUGUUUUUUCCUAAUGAGCAUUGUGGGAAUCUGGGGGAUUCCAUAAUUUUUUAUUGUUCUCGUUUUGAUACCAGCACAACCCAACUUCAAAAGUACAUUUCAAAGUCUGUGCCUUUGCCUGCUUCACAGGAUGCCCUGAUUUAUUUAAUGGAAUGCCGUUCAGAUUGAAGAAAGGUGUGUGUGUUUUUGUGCCUGUGUGUCUGUGUGUCUCCAGAUCUUUUCAUUCAUGGCUUUGUCGCACUUUCUCGAAACAAAGUCCACCCCUAUUCCCUUUCCCGUGCCUCAGGCAGAACUUGGGAUCUCACCAGAGAUGGGAAUCUUUCAAAGGACCUGUGGUUCCUUUGAGCCGCCCCAGCCCGACGCUCGCUUUACAGUGCUCUGAACAGAUCAAGUCACAAAUGACAGAUCUCCUUUUCUUCCCGCCAGUGCUUUUCGCACUCUUUAAUCCUCUUGCUGACUCCGCCAGCAGAAGAUUAGUUCAGAGCUUAGCUUGUUUCCCUGCCUGUGCGGUUACAUUUUCAUAAAUUAGAUUUUUUUCCCCUCCCCUACAAUAUAUUUGCAUGGGUGUAGCAAAAUCGUGCAGCUUGGCUCUGAGGUCUGCAAUCUCCUUUCCUUCCUUGUAUCUUUUGUUACAGGGAUGGUGGCAAGCCCACCCAUGAUCUCUUCCAGGUCUGUUAACAAAGGUGGCAGGAUGCCUCCUUCAUGGCAUGACCCUGGUUCCUCCCCACCCCUCUUAUCCGAAUAAUUCCCUUUUAAGAAGACUGACAUUCUGGCGAGCUCAUGACUGAUUUCCCCUGCCCCUCCCACAUGUGUGUUUGGACAAGGAAGUGUGUUGUAUACCGUUGUGGAGGAAAAUGUAGACUGGCAGGUGUCCACGUGUCAUGGAAUCAUGGAAUUGUAGUGUUGGAAGGGACUGUGAGGGUCCUCUAGUCGUCGUCCCCUGCAAUGCGGGGAUCUUUUGCCCAACGUGGGCUGGAACCCACAACUCUGAGAUUAGGAGUCCUAUGCAAAACUAAUCCACAAUGCGGCAGCUAGACUGGUGACUGGGAGUGGCCGCCGAAACCAUAUAACACCAGUCUUGAAAGACCUACACUGGCUCCCAGUACAUUUCCAAGCACAAUUCAUAGUGUUGAUGUUGACAUUUAAAGCCCUAAAUGGCCUCGGUCCAGUAUACCUGAAGGAGCGUCUCCACCCCCAUCGUUCUGCCCGGACACUGAGGUCCAGCUCCAAGGGUCUUCUGGCGGUUCCCUCCCUGCGAGAAGCCAAGUUACAGGGAACCAGGCAGAGGGCCUUCUCGGUAGUGGCACCCGCCCUGUGGAAUGCCUUCCCACCAGAUGUCAAAGAGAACAACAACUACCAGACUUUUAGAAGACAUCUGAAGGCAGCCCUGUUUAGGGAAGCUUUUAAUGUUUAAUAGGUUUUGUAUUUUAAUAUUCUGUUGGAAGCCGUACAGAGUGGCUAGGGAAACCCAGGCAGAUGGCAGGAUUUCUGUGUCGGAUGAUUUUUUUUGGGGGGGGGGAGGUCUUGGGCUACAGGGUGGGCAAUAUCAAAAAUCUAUAUAAGGGCUUGCGCACCAUUGUUCAGGGUUCUUCUUCCUCCUGCGUGUGGUAAGUGGGGACCCUGUUGCAACAGUUCCUUUAAUAAAGAUCAGGCUUACUAGUCGCUUUGCUUCUCAGUAUACUCUGGUUGGCCUCUAUUAUUUUCUCCUGCCGAUAGGGGAACCCACUUAAGAACUCUAGACAGGCUCCGGAAUACCCCCAUAAGGGAAAGGGAGCAGUUUUUCUUAUAACACACUCAUGGAAAUUACCGUAUUUUUCGCUCUAUAAGACACACCAGACCACAAGACGCAACUAGUUUUUGGAGGAGGAAAACAAGAAAAAAAAUAUUCUGAAUCUCAGAAGCCAGAACAGCGAGAGGGAUUGCUGUUCUGGCUUCUGGGAUAGCUGCGCAGCCUGCAUUCGCUCCAUAAGACGCACACACAUUUCCCCUUACUUUUUAGGAGGGGAAAAGUGAGUCUUAUAGAGCAAAAGAUACAGUAACUGAAACCUGAGUUAGUCAGGGCCUUUCAUUUAAACUUUGAGUAAAAGUUACUUCAGUACAACCAUUGGCUAUGAAACAUUCUUGAUGGGUUCUUGCAAGGAAGAAAGUAGCAGCUACCCUUUUCUGAAUUCAUUUGUUCUCAAGAUGUGAUUGCAUCCCCAUAUUCCGCAUUUUGCAUACUGUACCCCCCCAUCGUGAAAUUAGCAACCCUCCUCUCUAUUUCUGUUUCGCAGAAUUUUAUAUACCGGUAUUUAUCUCUCACGACAAAUGGGAGAAGCUUCUCUGUUGUUCCUGCUACAUGCAUUAAUAGGGUGCAGAUUUUCACAGGCCUCACGGCCACAGCACUCUCAGAAUACAAAAAACUCUUGCAAGGAAAAAUCUUCAGAAAUGAUCUGACUUAAAAGAGGAAAACUGCAUGCAAAUCAGCCGAGAAAUGGCAACCCACCCUCCACCCUCAAAGGGCCUUUAUGAACGGUGAUGCUGUCUGACAACCAUAACAUUGCCAGCUACAAGCAGAAAAUCCACUUCUAAUCUUCAGGAAAAUGAAAGGGCGAGACUUCGGGGACCUCACUUUCAAGCAAACUGGUAUCCCAUUGCACCAAAAGGCUUUGAGGUUUGCUUGGAACUUCUUAGGGGGGGAAAACCCCAGCCCUCCAAAACCAUAUGGGCCCAAUCCAGUCCAAAGUCUAGCACUUUUAUAGCAUGUAAUUCAAAUAGGAGAAUAAGGGUUAAUGUGGAAGAAUAGCAGGAAAUGGCUUCCACUCUCUCUUCCUGCCAACCUACAAGAAGCAUCCACAGGAGACUGCCAACAUAUGCGUGUUGUUGUUUUUUAGGGGGGUUAACUAUUUAUUUUUCCCCAGUAGUGAUGUAAGAAAGUGAGAGCUGGACCAUAAAGAAGGCUGAUCGCUGAAAAAUUGAUGCUUUUAAUUAUGGUGCUGGAGGAGACUAUUGAGAGUCCCAUGGACUGCAAGAAGAUCAAACCGAUCCAUUCUGAAGGAAAUCAGCCCUGAGUGCUCACUGGAAGGGCAGAUCCUGAAGCUGAGGCUCCAAUACUGUGGCCACCUCAUGAGAAGAGAAGACUCCCUGGAAAAGACCCUGAUGUUGGGAAAGAUGGAGGGCACAAGGAGAAGGGGACGACAGAGGAUGAGAUGGUGGGACAGUGUUACCAACAUCAAAGCUACCAGCAUGAGUUUGACCAAACCGUGGGAGGCAGUGGAAGACAGGAGUGCCUGGCGUGCUCUGGUCCAUGGGGUCACGAAGAGUCGGACACGACUAAAUGACUAAACAACAACAAACUAUUUAUUUCCCUGAGCCUUUAUUCAUUCAAUAUCUCUUCUCUCUUUUUUUGAUAAUAAUUUUUAUUAGUUUUCAAUUACAAUAAUCCAAUAAUAGCCUCAUUAUAACAAUGCCAAAUUAUAAAACAAUUACUAAUACCAAUCCUUCGGGUGCCAAAUGAUAUAAUUUAGGUGCCCCCCCCCGCAUGCUAUAAUUGAUGGUUUGGUGGCUUUCUUUAUUUCUGCGUUCCAAACUCUUAUUAAUUUCAAUUGCACUCCAGUCAAAAUAACAAUCCCUUAUACAACAACUGCAGUAUUAACUACUUCCAUUCAAAUUGACACAUGAAAUGAUUUAUAAAGCUACAGGAGAAGCAUUCAAACUACAUCCUUGUUCUUCCCGUGUGUGGCAAUUAUUCUGUCCGUGAUGUUUCUUCCAGUCUUUGUAAAAUAUUAUGUCUAUCUUUUCCCAGUUGUUGCUGUUCUCCAUCAUGCCUUGGGCAGAGCUAAUAUCCCAUUGUUGUUUCAGAAGUUCUCCAUUGCUCCAUCCCGUUAUUCACUCAAUAUCUCAUUGAUUGCUUUUCUUCUUUCCACAACCGAAAAAGUUAGUGGUGGAGUGGAACAUGGAUAAGCAGGGAUGAAAUACCGUAUUUUUCGCUGUAUAAGACGCACCAGACCACAAGACGCACCUAGUUUUUGGAGGAGGAAAACAAGAAAAAAAAUAUUCUGAAUCUCAGAAGCCAGAACAGCAAGAGGGAUCGCUGCCCAGUGAAAGCAGCAAUCCCUCUUGCUGUUCUGGCUUCUGGGAUAGCUGCGCACCCUGCAUUCACUCCAUAAGAUGCACACACAUUUCCCCUUGCUUUUUAGGAGGGAAAAAAUGAGUCUUAUAGAGCAAAAAAUACGGUACUUCUUCUUUCACAGCAGGAACGGUGAUGUCAUCUCCUGGGGGUGCUCUCUGCCUGCUAAAUAAAUACGCUUCCCCCAAGAGUUUAGUUCAGUUGAGAUUCCUGCAUUGCAAGGGGUUAAACUAGAUCCCGUCGAACUCUAUGAUUCCAAAAGGCAAAUUCACCUGAUAAACUAAGCCAAUGUUAAGGUCCAAAUUUGGCUCUCAUUCUAUGACAGGGUUGUAGAGGGCGGGGCGGGGGCUCUCUGGAUGUGGCAGGACUACAAAGCCCAUCACCUCUGGCCAUUGGCCAUGGUGGCUGAGGCUGAUGGGAGUUGGAGUCUAAUAAACUCUGGAGGCCCCACAAAUUACCUUCCUCUGUUGCAAGCCAUCCUCAUAAGUGUCUCUUGACAGUCCAAGCAUUUGUCAAUGCUCAGGUCCUCUUAGAUGUUGACAUGAGCCAGAGUGGAUUUUGUUAUGUACUGAAGUUCUCACCCUGGGCCAGCAGGGGGAUACUAUAGAUAGUUUUCACUCAGAUACACAUAUGCAAAUAAGAGAUUGAAAGUGACAUUCAGUGAUUGGAUAGUUACAGAAAGUGUUACAGUUGCGUUGUUGUGGAGCUCUAUAUAAGCAGGCUGGCUGAACCCUUCAGUUCAGUUCUGUUCUGGCCUGUGAAUAAAUAAGAGCUGUUUGAAGAAUCGCUGUGCCGUCUGAUAUGUUCACCCACAACUUAAUAGAUUUGAUUUAAAUCAAAUCGAUUUAAAUCAAGAUUUAAAUUGCUAGUCAGCAAGACUUGAUUUAAAUCAUUAUUGUUUUUGCAGAAAGACUCAUUCUUGCUGCUGUUAUCUUAAUAUUUACAACCAGAUGAAGGUUUCAUUUUUUGAAUAAUAAAUUUUCAGAGUAGUUUUUACAGUUUUAUCAAAAAUUACUGACUUGCACAAUUAUCACACAAAGAUCCCAAGACUCGUGGAGUAUUCUGCUCACAACGUUGCACUUUCAUUUUUACUGCUUCACACUUUGAAGAUUUAUUGCUCAGAUAAGUCCUGGCGUCCAGCCCGUUUCGCCUGCACAGCUACCGGCCAGGCCUCCGCACUUCAAAAGGCCACAUUCCGAUGCUCUGAGCAAAUGCAGAGUUAAGCAGCGGUAAGAGAAAGCUGCAAACUUCAGUGCUUUCUUCAGUGUGCUUAAAUAAAGUCCAGACAGGAUCUUAGCAGCUAAAAGCAGUUUUAUUUAAGCAGAAACUAUCCAUUAUCUAUCACAGCGAACAGCAUCAUGAAAACACGUCCUCUCUCCUCAAAAGCGAAAGUAGAAAGAACAAAGAGGUUUAGACUCUCGGAUAUGACACAGAAUCUCCCCCCUCCCAAUAGUAGGCAGGGCGUACACUCUGAGCUGUUUAACCCUGUAAGCUCAGGUUCUCCUCACACACUUAUCUACUUCUGCAGAUCUACUCCACUCCAAACAAUCUAUUCACUGAACCUCUUGGAACUUAGCAUUUAAGAGGUAAGGGGUUAAUUCUGUGGAUAUAAAUUUGCAAAGGCACAAUGGGAUUAAGGUUUUUUCCUCAACUUUGCAUGUUUAUUCUAUAACAUUUUUCUUGUGAAGAAAAGGCACGUUACCUCUGCAGACACAAAUUCACACUUUUGAGAACUGCAAAAAGAAACAUCUGUGAUAAUAUCUUCUCAUUAGAAAAACUGCCCCAAAUAAUCUUACAGAAACCUCUGGAAGAGCAUGACAUUGUGAAUGGAUUAAUGGAGUUCAUUUACCAAAAAAAUUAAACAUUGCAUAUAAAGCCUCAUGCUACAUAUUCAAAAACAAAUCCUUAUUUCCUGAUGAAUAGCCGUUGGACUAUAAUGUAACUUAAAUGGAAAACUAUCUUUAGAAAGAUUUUUCCUCCAAAAGCAUUUUAUUUUUAAAAAUCCAAUUUAAAUUUUUAAAAAUCCAGUUUAAAUAUUUAAAAAUCCGGUUUAAAUAUUUUAAAAAUCCGGUUUAAAUAUUAAAAAAUCCGAUUUAAAUAUUAAAAAAAUCCAGUUUAAAUAAAAAAAACUGUGUUUUUUUUUAUCACUGAUUUUUAUCCACCCUGACAUGAACUGAAUGCUGCCACACAUGCUGACAGGAUACUACAAGGAAGUAGCAGAAUCAUGCCGAGCUCGUUUUGAGCUUCUAGCAUUCCUAUGAAAUGUGCUGCUUUUCCAGAUAUGACACUGAAAUCAAAGCAUGCUUCUUCUACCCCUCUCUCUCCAUUAGAAAUCUGAAAUGCAAUCUUGCAAAGAGCAGCAACAUGGUUCUAUAUUUAUCUCUCAUAUUGGAGCUCCUGUUAUGUUUAUAUCCGUUGGCAGUAAUGCAAGAGACGGUGGCAAAUAUAUUGAAAUAGUAAAGUGGAAGGGAAAUGCCAAGCGUCUAAGCACAGCUAAAUCCAAAAGAUGAAAUAACCACCCACUUUGGUGUUGCCCAUUCAAAUAACUCUGCCUGUCUUGACUGAGAGCCAAAGACAGUUCGAGUUCAACCAAAUAUGUUGUUUGAAGCAGUAUCAGGUCACCCCAGGAGGAAGUGUGCUAAAGAUAACUUGUCCUUGUCAUACGAGUAUAUGACUGACAAUAUCCACCAAGUGGAUCCACCAAGCAGAAGUUAUGGUUUACUACUGAAAACACUCUGCUUAAAAAACAGAGACAUCAUCUUGCCAACAAAGGUCCGUAUAGUUAAAGCUAUGGUUUUCCCAGUAGUGAAGUAUAGAAGUUAGAGCUGGACCAUAAAGAAGGCUGAUCGCUGAAGAAUUUAUGCUUUUGAAUUAUGGUGCUGGAGGAGACUCUUGAGAGUCCCAUGGACUGCAAGAAGAUCAAACCGAUCCAUUCUGAAGGAAAUCAGCCCUGAGUGCUCACUGGAAGGACAGAUCCUGAAGCUGAGGCUCCAAUACUUUGGCCACCUCAUGAGAAGAGAAGACUCCCUGGAAAAGACCCUGAUGUUGGGAAAGGGGACAUCAGAGGAUGAGAUGGUUGGACAGUGUUGUGGAAGCUACCAGCAUGAGUUUGACCAAACUGCGGGAGGCAGUGGAAGACAGGAGUGCCUGGUGUGCUCUGGUCCAUGGGGUCACGAAGAGUCGGACACAACUAAACAACUAAACAACAACAACAACUUAAAACACUGAACUAAACAAAAUAGGUAAUAUGUCUUCUUCCUCCCCUACAGACCGAGUGGAGCAGUUAUAUGUUAGGCAAAACUUGGAAUAUGAUAACAUCGCGCCAUGUGCUCUCAAGAGAAGGAGAUAUUCUUAAUUUGUUCAUUCCUUUCGUUUCAUUUAUGAAUUGACUUCGCAUGAUACACCUCAAAGUGAUUUUGAGAUGAAAUGAAAGCAUAAUAAAAACAUCAAUAUGGAAAUGCUGUCUUUGACAGCGAGUCCCCAUCUAGUUCCAUGAGCCAAUGUAAAGACACUCUCGCUCAAUCUUUGGUUACGGCGCCUGCCCUGUCCUGAAAAUCAAUAAUAAUUAAAGAAGAAAAAUCAGAAGGAACAUUAGCUAAAACCCAACUACAGUGGUACCUUGGGUUAAGUACUUAAUUCGUUCCGGAGGUCCGUUCUUAACCUGAAACUGUUCUUAACCUGAAGCACCGCUUUAGCUAAUGGGGCCUCCUGCUGCCGCCGCACCGCCGGAGCACGAUUCCUGUUCUUAUCCUGAAGCAAAGUUCUUAACCUGAAGCACUCUUUCUGGGUUAGCGGAGUGUGUAACCUGAAGCGUAUGUAACCUGAAGCGUCUGUAACCCGAGAUACCACUGUAUUACCUAGUUGGACCAACAAUCUGACUCAGGAAAAAGCAGCCCCCUAUCUGCCUGUGACGUUGUGUCAAAGUAAGUGUUGCCCAAACUUAAAAAUGGAACUUAAGAAUGGAAAGCGUAAUGCUGGUGGUCAACAAAAGAGGUUUAAAGACUCUCUCAAGGUAAAUCUUUAAAAAUGUAGUAUAAACACCGACAACUGGGAAACACUGGCCUGUGAGUGCUCCAAUUAGAGAACAACCUUUACCAAAGGUGUCAUGGGCUUUGAAGUCGCUCAAACUCAGGACAAAAGGGAGAAACUUGCUAAAAGGAAGGCACGCUUGACAAACCCUCACCAUGAUCAGCUCCCGUCUGGAAACCUGUGUUCCCACUGUGGAAGGACGUGCAGAUCCAGAACUGGCCUCCACAGUCACUUACGGACUCUCUGUUAAGACCGUGUUCAUGGAAGACAAUCUUACUCACCGAUGAGUGAUUGCCAAAGAAGAGGAAGUUGCCCCACACUUUCCAGGGCAUUUCCCCUCCCUUUUCCAUAUUGCAAAAAAUCAGAUCUUUGGGAGAAGUUGGUUUGCUGUGCAAGACCUCCCGUCAACUGUAACAGCACAACCUGAAUUUGCUGGCAUGCGACUGAAUCCAAGCUGAAAAGAGCUACAGUCUUGAAGCGCCCCAAAAGAAAGAAAAAUGAGGGAGAGGAGGUGAGAGACAAGAGGGGGAGAGAGAGAAGGAGGAGGUCCUUGACAAGUGAGAUCACAUUCCAGUGUAAGAUAAUCUUUUCCGUUUAGUAAAACCCAUCUGGUGAGGCCAAAAAUAUGAGUGAUGCUAAAUGUGUGAAUAUUUAUAUAGAGAGAUAUCUCUAUUAAUAGCCAGCUCAGUCUCAAAGUGGGAAAAGCUUAUGUAGCCAUCCGCACUCGAGAGGGAGAUACCAACAGACUUAAGGGAACUGCAAGGUUUGCAGCAGUGUAUUAAAAGAAAAAUAAGAGGGGCUGACCCCUAAAACAGCCCAGCGAGGACUGGACAUGCUCCCUUGUUGCAGAAUGCUGUUGAGAGGCAACAACUGAAAACUGCAGCGGAGGAGAAACAGAACGAGUAUUCUGGGAAGGGGAGUGGCUGGCUGGCGCUCCAACGCACCGACAUUCCACACUGAAGGACUUUGUUGCAAGAUCCGCUUGUUUUGAGGAACCUCAGGCCCUGGGGGACCAAGUGUGAUCCUCCAAGACUCUCUGUCUGGCCCUAGAGACUCUUCUCAGGGCCCAGCCUCUCCUGAAUCACACUCUUCCCCAGCCUUGCGUCACACCCUCCUUUAGUAGAUUUGCCUGGCUAAGGGACUUCACUCUGGAUUUGUGAAGGGUUUACUCCUUAGCCUUUCACCAAAGGUGUCGUGGGUUUUGAAGACGCUCAAACUCAGGAUGAAAGGGAUAAACACACUAAGAGGAAGGCACGUUUGGCAAACCCUCACCAUGAUCAACUCCUGCCCGGAAACCUAUGUUGGAAGGAAGUGUGGAUCCAGAAAUGGCCUCCACCGUCAUUUACGGAGUCACUGUUAAAACCGUGUUUAUGGAAGACAAUCUUACUCAGCUAUGAGUGAUCACCAAAGAAGAAGACUCCUUAGCCUUUCCUUUUCCCAAAGAAAUCCCAUAAGGCAAUGGAAGUUUAGGAUCAGAGUUUUCCUUCUCCUAGGUAGGCUACCUUCCCAGGUUGACAAGCCCCAUCUGCCCCUCAUUUCCCUCAACAGCAAGUGCAGAAAUCACCUUCUUCACUGUUGGACCCACUAUUGGCCGUCUGCAAAAACCCAAUAAACAUAGUCAAGUCAGACUAUGACUAUUGGUCUCAUCCACUCAAUCUGCUGGAGCCUGUCUUCUCAUGAAUGGAAGAAGAGAAGAAGAGUUUGGAUUUGAUAUCCCGCUUUAUCACUACCCAAAGGAUAGUGAUAUCUAUCCUUCCAGCUCACUUCCAGCUCUCACUUCCAUAUAUAUGGAAGUGAGAGCUGGACCAUAAAGAAAGCUGAUUACAGAAGAAUGGAUGCUUUUGAAUUCUGGUGGUGGAGGAGACUCUUGAGAGUCCCAUGGACUGCAAGAAGAUCAAACCUAUCCAUUCUUAAGGAAAUCAGCCCUGAGUGCUCACUGGAAGGACAGAUCCUGAAGCUGAGGCUCCAAUUCUUUGGCCACCUCAUGAGAAGAGAAGACUCCCUGGAAAAGACCCUGAUGUUGGGAAAGAUGGAGGGCACAAGGAGAUGAAGACGACAGAGGACAAGAUGGUUGGACAGUGUUCUCGAAGCUACCAGCAUGAGUUUGACCAAACUGCGGGAGGCAGUGGAAGACAGGAGUGCCUGGCAUGUUCUGUUCCACGGGGUCACGAAGAGUCGGACAUGACUAAACAACUAAACAACAACAACAAAGGAGUCUCAAAGCGGCUAACAUUCUCCUUUCCCUUCCUCCCCCACAACAAACACUCUGUGAGGUGAGUGGGGCUGAGAGACUUCAAAGAAGUGUGACUAGCCCAAGGUCACCCAGCAGCUGCAUGUGAGGAGUGGGGAAGCGAACCCAGUUCGCCAGAUUACGAGUCUACCGCUCUUAACCACUACACCACACUGGCUCUCCCAAGUCCCUAACUCUCCAAGGGUUUGACACCCAUUGGCAUCCCUCACCUGGCUUAGCCAGCCAGCUGAAUCUGUUCCCAGGGUGUGGCUGCUGACAUCUUCCAGGAAUUGAGUACAAUGUGGAGACCAAAGGUGGACAAGCUAUCCCAGAAGGAGCAUGACUUGUCCCCCGCCAGAAGUACUACCCCUCCCCUAACACCCAUUGUGCUAUUACCGUGUUUGUAUUUAAGUACAUCAUAAUUGUCAUGGCCUCUGGCUAGCACAAUAAGCUGAAUGAAUGAAUGAACUGAGAAUGAAUCUAGCUCAGUCUCCUAGCAGUGGCUCUUUGGGUUUUCAGAAAGGUUCUUAGUCUCUCCUAGCCAUAACUGGAGAUGCUAAAACCUGAGGCAUUCUGCAUGCAAAACAGAUGCUCAUUUAACCUCCCCAUGAAGAAAACGGAAAGAAUUAUCAUUAAGAUAGACCAGGCAUAGGCAAACUCCGUCCCUCCAGAUGUUUGAGACUACAAUUCCCAUCAUCCCUGACCACUGGUCUUGUUAGCUAGGGAUGAUGGGCAUUGUAGUCCCAAACAUCUGAAGGGCUGAAGUUUGCCUAUGCCUGAAAUAGACAAUGCUUGUUUAAUCUCCCUAAAAACAAAUCAGAAUAGAUUCUCAAUAAACAGGCUUUCUGCAAGCAUCUCUUGGUCUCUUCCCCUCGCCUUCCCUCAAGAUUUCCACACUGGAAAUUCUCCUUUAUAGUUGCUUCAUUAUGAAACUGCCACUUGGGACAGUGACAUUUAGUUAGCUUAAUCUAUAUUUUAUCCAAUUUCUUAGCCCAACUGACUUUCAAGACAUCUUACAACAGAUCUAUAAAUGUGCAAAUCUUCCACCCAGGUACACUAUUGAUUCUUGUUUCUAAAAGUGGGGUGGAGAGCAAAGGACAUCACCAAUAAUGCAAAUGAAAUUCUUGUGAAACUAACCAUCAAAUAUAUUGGUCUCUAAGCUAAAGCGAGCAGCACUGUGGUCUAAACCACUGAGCCUCUUGGGCUUGCCAAUCACAUGGUUGGUGGUUCAAAUCCCCACAAUGGGGUGAGCUCCCAUUGCUCUGUCCCAGCUUCUGCCAACCUAUCAGUUUGAAAGCACACCAGUGCAAGUAGAUAAAUAGGUACCGCUGUGGCAGGAAGGUAAAUGGUGUUCUGUGCGCUCUGGUUUCCAUCACUGUGUUCUGUUGCACCAGAAACAGUUUAGUCCUGCUGGCCACAUGACCCAGAAAGCUGUCUGUGGACAAACACCGGCUCCCUCGGCCUGAAAGUGAGAUGAGCGCCACAACCCCAUAGUCGCCUUUGACUGGACUUAACUGUUCAGGGGUCCUUUACCUUUUUUUACAUUCAAAUCAAUGAAUUUUUAGGUUAUUUCAUCAUGAGCCAUUAACGUUGCUAUUCUUAAUCCACAACUGUGGAUGAUGAAUAAGUAGCAUCAAACAGCAAAAGAUGGCCUGAAAUGUUUUAAAACGUGAAUUUUCUUUGAAAACUUUCAGUAAAUUGAAUAAAAUAGUAAAGCACAAUAUAUAUUGGCCUCUGGCUCCAAUUCCGCUCUUCCCCCCACAAAAAAAUCCAUUGUAUCCUUUUAAAAAAAAUUGUUCAGAAGGCUAUUGUCGCAAUUCCAAAAGUCCCCUGGAAGGUAGAGAUCAGAUACAGAAGAAGAUAAUUGCAAUGUAUUGUAUCAGAUUGAAUUUACAUUUAAUGCUCUUCAGUUUGGCAACCUCAGAGAUUCAGCAGAUUAAGUGAAAUAAAGCAAACCCUUUUUGAAUGCAACCCAUUAAAAGCUUGAUGCUGCAACAGUAACCUCUGUAAAUAAUGAAGACUUUCCAGCUCAUGUUUGUCACAGCAAAAGUGUAGCAUGAAUUAAAAGAUGGGGAGUGAUUAAACAACUGAAUCUUGUUUGGUGGCAUGUUACCAAGCAACUAUGAAGUGGCUGAGACAACCAUUCUGCAAGAGACAAAAGGAGGGAGAAGCUGUCGUGCCUGAGAAAAUGUUUCAGAGUCUUGCCACGAGGUGCAUUCAGCAAUUUCUUGUUUGAAGUACGACCUCGCCACCAAUUAGCAUAGCCCAUUAGCAUUCUCUUGCCCAUUCAGCUUGCUGAAAUCAGGUAUAGGGCUUAUAAGACAGGGCGUAGACACUUAGCGCAGGGGCUCGAGUCGAUUCCCAGAAAACAAAGGGAAGAAAAUAUCUGAAGGGGCUGUAUUUUUUCAAAAUGAUUAGAUGGGUUUUGCAAGCAGUUCUUAUUCACUUAGCAAGGCCAAUCACAGCAACUGACUACCUGAAAGAUCAUUAUCUCCCUUUAUGAAAUUGCCCAGGCGCUAAGAUCCUGAGGUGAACUCCUUCUUUGGUCCCAUCAACAUUCAAGGUGCAGUAAGGCUGGGCGAUAUCUGGUUUUCGACAUCGUGAUAUAUCACCUGCUAAAUAUCACAAUACAUCACAGUGUCUGAAAUAAGGACGGAGCCAUGUAGAGGCAUUGGCUGGCUUCACGUUUUUUCUUUCUUUUUUAUAAUUUUUAUUAAAUUUUCUGUUUUACAAUUUAAAGUACUCAUUUUUACAUCCUUAGGAUAUCUAUGACUUCCCUUCUUCUCUUUCCAUGGUUCAUUUUACAUAUCAUAAAUCCCUGCAUAUUUUACAUAAACUAUACCAUUCAGUAUUCCAUUAUUGCAUCCAUCAAAACUUAUUUAUACUGUUGAAUUUUUCUUAAUGCUGCCAGUGUUUUCAGCUGCACACAAUUAUUUCUCAUAUAUUCAAUAAAUGUUUUCCAAUCUUCUCUAAACUUAUGUUCCUCUUGUUCUCUUAUUCUGUAUGUUAAGUCUGCUAGCUGCACAUAUUCUGUCAACUUAAGUUGCCAUUCUUCUUUGGUUGGGACCUCACUCAUUUUCCAUUUUGGGACUAACAAAACACAGGCUGCAGUAGUGGCAUACAUAAAUAACCUUUUUUUUGACACUUGGGAAUUUCAGCCUGAAUUAUCCCCAAAAGAAAGGACUCUGGUGUUGUGGGGGGGGGAGUACUUUUAAACAUUUUUUUCAAUGCAUUAUGCAUCAUUUCCCAAUAUGGCUUUACGUUUCCCCCCGCACUGUGAUUUUGAUUUUUGCAUAACACACACACACACCAUGGUUCACAAUAUAUUAGAAUCAUAGAAUCAUAGAAUCAUAGAGUUGGAAGAGACCACAAGGGCCAUCGAGUCCAACCCCCUGCCAAGCAGGAAACACCAUCAGAGCACUCCUGACAUAUGGUUGUCAAGCCUCUGCUUAAAGACCUCCAAAGAAGGAGACUCCACCACACUCCUUGGCAGCAAAUUCCACUGCCGAACAGCUCUUACUGUCAGGAAGUUCUUCCUAAUGUUUAGGUGGAAUCUUCUUUCUUGUAGUUUGGAUCCAUUGAUUGGUUGCAGGUCUGUGGGUAUUGGCGGCGAGCUUUGCUCGAGUGGCGGUUAGGCAUUGGUAUGGGUAUUGUUAUGUAGAUGUUUGGGGGGAGGAGUGCCAUCACCUCCCCCGGAUAUUGAAGGGUAGUCCGAUAAAGGAUUCCGGGGAGCAUGGCCCCGUCUGAAGCCUAUGGAGGCCAGGGCCCAAGGCACACACACCCCGAGCAGUGACCCUGGGGGAGUGCCUAGUUGAUGUGCAUCAGCUUAUUGCCAGGUCAAAAAUUAUGAAACCGAUAUCACAAUAUGGACUUCAAACCGGUUUUGGCCAAUAUAUUGAUAUAUUGCCCAGCCCUAAGGUGUGGUUGGACUCAACCCUCAGGGUCCCUUCCAACUCUACAACUCUGUGAUUCUAUGAAGUGUGGAAAAAAUGCAAAUAUUUUUCCACUGUAAUCCUGAGGCAAGGGUACUACCAUCUCCUUUAUCUUAUCAUUUGCACAGCACACGCCAAGGAAUAGUGACACAAAUAAUAUUUAUCAUCAUUAAAGGUGUAGGACUACCUCUCAGGAAGACAGCCAGGAGGGAAGGCUGCUCAGAAAAUCAAGGGGGUGGGGAGACGUCAAUUGAGAUUGCAGGGGAUCCCUGGCCCCUUCUUAUUCUUUGAGUGGCAGCUUUGAUCCCAGCCUUGCUAAUGAUCACCUCUCGCUUUCCACGUUCACAGAAGGACAAUUACCGCAGUGACACAAGGCUGAGGCCAGAGCCCCAGAAUUUCAGCACCGAGACUGGGAAAAGCUUGCGGGGGAUGUUACACCCGUUGCCUGAAUCUUAGCACCAAAGCUGAAGAAAUGAGCGUCUCGCCAUUCUGCGUAGCAGGACCCUCAAGCCCAACCCCCCAUUAGCAUAAAGAAAUUCACAAAGAGAAUUUUUGUUUAAGGUUAUUGGGCAAAUUUUUUGGCCACAACUUUAUUGAUUACAGGAAAUGAGAGCGGUAUUGGCUUAAAAGGUAAAGGGACCCCUGACCAUUAGGUCCAGUCGUGACCGACUCUGGGGUUGCGGCGCUCAUCUCGCUUUAUUGGCCGAGGGAGCCAGCAUACAGCUUCCGGGUCAUGUGGCCAGCAUGACUAAGCCACUUCUGGUGAACCAGAGCAGCGCACGGAAAUGCCGUUUACCUUCCUGCCGGAGCGGUACUUAUUUAUCUACUUGUACUGGUGUGCUUUCGAACUGCUAGGUUGGCAGGAGCAGGGACCGAGCAACGGGAGCUCACCCCGUCGCGGGGAUUUGAACUGCCAACCUUCUGAUCGGCAAGCCCUAGGCUCUGUGGUUUAACCCACAGCGCCACCUGCGCAAAAGACUAUAUCUGACUCCUGCCCCCUUUGCAGGAAGUCUGUAAGGGUAAACCACCCAAAGGGAAACUGCUUCAGGGGAACCCGCCUGCAUCUCCCCUGGUGUCCCCAGAGGCCUGGCAUAGCCCUAGCCCCUCAAGCAGACUUUGGACAGGAACCAGGCCCCGGAUUCCUUUAACAGAAUACCCUUGACCAAUGGAGGGGCAGGCGAUGGCCGACCUCCCCUCCCCCACUCAACAAUAAGCCAAUGCCUAACCGCCAAACCUUACAAAGUUGUGACGACUGCUAAGAGGUAGGCAAAAACCAAGUGGCCCGUGCCAAUUCGCCAAAUGGAAAAAUUCCUACCCGGUCCCCGACCCAAGACGGGCAACCAACCGAAGUCCAAAGCAAGGCCAAAGGACACUUAAAUUAAAGGGAGGGUGAGCGGGUGUUUGGCAGCGUGAAACAGGUGCUUGGCACACGUCGCGCUGCCGCUUUUAUACAUUCCCCCACGAUCACCCAUUCAAAUUGAUUGGGCAAUAGCCCUGGGUGAUCACGGUGCCACCCUGGCAUGAGGGUGAUGGCUCCACCCACGCCGGGGACGGGACGGGACCGGGUUGAGGGCCUGCCCACAACCAGGACCAUCUAUUAAGAUGAUCCCACCACAGCACACAGAUGCAGUUCAACUCAGGGCAAAUUCGACUGGGCACGAGAGAGAGGCUGCCUUGUGUGCUGGAAAAGAGGGCAAGACUGUCAUUGGCUGCUUGAAAACCAGCUGCUGGGAACCACAAAUGAGGAGAGUGCUGUUGCAACCAGGUCCUACAUCCUGGCUUCCCAUCGACAUGGGCCACCGGAGGCUGGUCUGGAUGGGCCUGAUCCAGUAGACUCUUUUCCGUUUCCAGAAAACAUAUGGUUACAAAACUCGGCUGCCUACCCCUCUCUCUGCUGAACGGUGGCAAGAGCCCAUGGCAUCCCAAAUGCACACACAGGGUCUUUAGAGAAUGGAAGACACGGUGGAGACUGUCGUGGCUUUAGGAAAUGUGGUUUAUUCACCUAUUUGCACUUUCAGUCUGCAUGGAAGGAGUCCAGAUCUGAUAGCACAGACCUUUCAAGAGGGGCUUGUACCCGACAGAAGUGCAGUCCCUCUCUACAGCCAGCCCUGCAGCCAGCCUCUCCAAGAUGGAUCCUAGCUCUGCUUCCUCUUCCUUCCUCCCAGCCACCCUUGCUCCCAAAGCAUUUACUCUGGCAACCUUCCAAAUCCCCAGUCUCUGUUUCACAACUCAGGGCAAGGGGAAAGGAGUUCUCUUGUACUGUUAAUGUCCCUCAAUUGCUCUCUAUUGUUCCUUAACAGGGACACGGGUGGCACUGUGGUCUAAACCACUGAGCCUCUUGGGCUUGCCAAUCAGAAGGUCUGCGAUUCAAAUCCCUGCAACUGGGUGAGCUCCCAUUGCUCUGUCCCAGCUCCUGCCAACCUAGCAGUUCGAAAGCACGCCAGUGCAAGUAGAUAAAUAGGUACCACUGUGGCGGGAAAGCAAACAGCAUUUCCAUGCGCUCUGGUUUCCGUCACGGUGCUCUGCUGCGCCAGAAGCGGUUUAGUCAUGUUGGCCACAUGACCCGAAAAGCUGUCUCUGGACAAACACCGGCUCCCUCGGCCUGAAAGUGAGAUGAGUGCCGCAACCCCAUAGUCGCCUUUGACUGGACUUAACCGUCCAAGGGUCCUUUACCUUUACCUUUAUUGUUCCUUAGCUUAGCCACAGGAAUUCCUCUGCAGCUUGCAUUAUCCCUUCAUGUCCCAAAUAACCAAAAUCCUAGCAUUUAUUAUUUUCUAGGGUUUAGGGGGGGUUCUCCCCCUUUAUAACAAUACGGCAAUAAUUUUUUCGUGAUAACUGGGGCUGCUGCUUCUCAUCUCAGAUCAGCUUUUCUUUUUCUAAUUCCCCGUGCAACAUCACCUGCUCAGAGCCCUGGUUUUACGGUUGUACUUCUUUAUGGUUAUAAUCUUAGAUAUGUCAUAGUUUUAACAUCAAGCUUUUUGUCACUUAGACGCAAAGAGCCCAAUCUGCAUGUGAUGUAUAGGACAGCUAAUUAGCGGGUGGAACACCAGCUGAGUAUCGUUGAAUUUGCAUCCAUGGUGGCACUAAACCAUCAGAUUCCAGGGAAGUGAAGAGUUAAGGUUCAAGACGCUUGGGGGACCGGAAUAUUCUAGAUGCAUGGAGAUUGACACUUUAAUGAUCUCAGAAAUGGCUUAAGAUGACAGGAACUAGGGUGACACAAAUACUGCACUGCCACCCGAGUGGCUUCAGAGGAGAAACGAGAGCUGGUCCUUUGCUUAGAUUUGCAGCCUAAAAGCGUCAAAUUGCAGAUGCUGUUUCAGGAGUUUGCAUUAUUAGGGAGAGGGUGUUAUUAGUUUAAGGGGGGAAGCCCGUGCAAUUAUCAUGAAACCUAUUUGGGGGUCUUUUAGAAAUCUGAAGCUCUGUUGCAUACCAUCUGCUAACCACCAAAUGUUCUUUCCUUUGUUAUAAAUAAAGAAUAUUUCAGCACCAAAUACACACAAGCGUAAGCGACGAUGACAUUCAUUAGGCUGCAGUUCUGCAUGUGAAAAGGGCAGGUGGGGAAAGUAGUUUCAGACAAGUAGUUUUAUUGAGAGAGAAAGCCUUCAGGAAAGGGGUCAAGUGUGUGUGUGUACAUAUAGCUGAGGUGUGUUUUAUGUUGUUGUUGUUUAGUCAUUUAGUCUGGCUCUUCGUGACCCCCUGGACCAGAGCACGCCAGGCACUCCUGUCUUCCACUGCCUCCCGCAGUUUGGUCAAACUCAUGCUGGUAGCUUCGAGAACACUGUCCCACCAUCUUGUCCUUUGUCGUCCCCUUCUCCUUGUGCCCUCCAUCUUUCCCAACAUCAGGGUCUUUUCCAGGGAGACUUCUCAUGAGGUGGCCAAAGUAUUGGAGCCUCAGUUUCACGAUCUGUCCUUCCAGUGAGGGAGGACUCAGGGCUGAUUUCCUUAAGAAUGGAGAGGUUUGAUCUUCUUGCAGUCCAUGGGACUCUCAAGAGUCUCCUCCAGCACCAUAAUUCAAAAGCAUCAAUUCUUCGGCAAUCAGCCUUCUUUAUGGUCCAGCUCUCACUUCCAUACAUCACUACUGGGAAAACCAUAGCUUUUACUAUACGGACCUUUGUUGGCAAGGUGAUGUCUCUGCUUAUUAAGAUGCUGUCUAGGUUUGUCUUUGCUUUUCUCCAAAGAAGCAGGCGUCUUUUAAUUUCGUGGCUGCUGUCACCAUCUGCAGAUGCCAUCAAGUAUUAACCACCAACUCUCACUUGACUCUUUUUUAAAGCCUUGUGACCUUGGAUGUACUACAGAUUAAAGACAGAGUGAAACCUGCUGGUACCAUAACAUAGAGGAGCUUUUAUAAAAAAAAACCAGGUGCAUUUUGCCAUCUGGGCCGGCUUAUCUCUCCUACGCACAUCAUACCUGAUCAGCCAGUCGGAGGAUUUGAAGAAGUUCCCAUCUGCAUCUUGCUUCCCUCCCUUCUCCAGUUGGAGGGAAAAGAUGCAAGUGGGGGGGGGGCAGAAGAGAUUUCUUCUAUGUAAUAGUUGCACAAGCUUGAUUGACAGGUGCCUGGCUUAACCUUGAGCUUUAACUGAUGCCGGCUAUGGCUUUGCAACAGUGCAAGUAGAAAUACGACGUUCAGAAAUGUCAUGUCUCUCUUCUUCCUCUCCCCACUCCCAAAUGAAAAAGAGAUUCUGGUGGAAAUGAAUAUAAGAGUUAGGUAAAGGUAAAGGGACCCCUGACCAUUAGGUCCAGUCAUGACCGACUCUGGGGUUGCGUGCUCAUCUCGCUCUAUAGGCCAAGGGAGCCGGCGUUUGUCUGCAGACAACUUCCGGGUCAUGUGGCCAGCAUGACUAAGCCGCUUCUGGUGAACCAAAGCAGCACACGGAAACGCCGUUUACCUUCCCGCCGGAGUGGUACCUAUUUAUCUACUUGCACUUUGACAUGCUUUCGAACUGCUAGGUUGGCAGGAGCAGGGACCAAACAACGGGAGCUCACCCCGUCGUGGGGAUUCAAACCGCCGACCUUCUGAUCGGCAAGUCCUAGGCUCUGUGGUUUAACCCACAGUGCCACCUGCGUCCCAAUAGAAGAGUUACCCUUUAUUUAUUUUGGUUGUGUGGGGGGAUGUAAUUUUGCAGCUGUAUUCACCUCCCCAAAAAACAUGUAGGUCAUUUUCAUAGAACUUAAGAGUGCCCACAUUUGGGACAGUGGUUCCUAAAGUUUUUCAGGGCACUGCUCCCUUGGUUCCAUAAACUCAGGCCCAGCGCCCUUUCUCUAUAUAUAGCAUUACUCAGAAUAGACAUUUGCAUGACCUACUAAUGAAGAUAAUAACAAUCAAACUCAAAAUACAGUUGUACCUCGGUUUUCGAACGUAAUCCAUUCUGGAAGACUGUUCGACUUAUGAAACGUUCAAAAACUGAAGCAUGCAUUUCCAGAAGCACUUACGUCCAGAAAACGCAAUAUGGAAGCCACGUGGCACGUUUGGCUUCCGAAAAGCAUUGAAAAACCGGAGCAGCUACUUCCGGGUUUUCGGCGUUCGAAAGCCAAAAGGUUUGACUUCCGAGACGUUCGAAAAUGGAGGUACCACUGUACUAACAUAGAAUUCAAAAUUCAAUUAUAACUAUUUAGUUCAAUAAAACAAAACUGAUAAACUUGGACCAGUGGAACCAACUUUUCAAAGUCUGAUAGUCGUUUACACCUUCAUUGCUGCCAUGCCUUCCCCUUGCCUCUUAGCACCUCCUUAGGUAAUCUCAUGCUGACAGCUUCCAGGAGGCACAGGUGAGAGCUGAGUGCAGGUUAGGGACCAAAGGUGGACAAGCUACCCCGGAAGGAGCAUGAUGGCGAUCCCCAUAGACCCCUGGAAAUGGCUUUCACUAGACAGCUAAACCAGAUGAAGGUAGCCGAUGGGUCUCAAACCCUCAGUGAGUUAGGGACUUCCCUUGCAUGCAAAGACAGGGUCCCAUGGAUUGAGCAGGUGAGACCAAUAAUGGGUCCAACAGUCAAGAAGGUGGUUCCUGCACGUGCUGCAGAGGGAAGUGAGGGGCUGAUGGGUCUCGUCAGCCUGGGAAGGCAGUGUGGGAUGUAUCUGUUGGGAUACUGCCGGGGAGACGGUGGCAUCAGGCAGGCAUCAGACAGGCCCCAGCUGGCUCUACCCACCAGCCGGCAGCCAGUCUCCCCUGGAACAGCAUCAAUUAGCGACACGAGCCUCAGAUACGUUUAGAGACCCGUGCACGCUCUGUCAGCACAGUGUGUAAAUCUUCUUACAGCAGAAGAGGCGGACAGAGAAAUGUGUAAGCAUAUUUACAGCAUUUAUUCAGCAUAGUUCAGGAACAAAGGAAAACAUGUCUGCUUCCCUUCGUCUCCGGCAAAACAGCAGUAUAGCAAAAGCAACAUACAAUGGAAGUUCCUAGCGAGUGCUGGAAGUAAACAGGCAUGUGAUACACAACAGUCAUGCCUGGCCCUUUUAAGGUGGAAUGGAACUAUAUCCUAACAGUAUCUUCACUGUAGCAAUCAAAUACAACAUUUCCUGUUUCCUAGAGUGGACACACAGGGGAAUGUUGCUCCAGACAGGGAGGACUUCCUGUCAUACCUGCCCUGGGGCAGGUAGAUGUGACCAGGUAGAUGGGCAUGACCCUAGCACACCCUAUAAAGGAACUAGACACGCAGCUCUCUUCCUCUUUUGCUACUUUUCUUUUGCCAUCUUCCUCUCUGUCGGCUCUCAGCCAACAGCACAUGGGCUCAUCCCUCACAAAGGAUGAACCCACAUUUUCUCUGUAACUGCAAGCUAAAGCCUGCCUUCAGGACCAUACUGUGAACUGAACGUAAGUAAACUUCACCAUUACGUUUAAAAGAAGACUGUCGUAUCAUUGUUGUUUUUAAGAGGGAACUAAAGGGGAAUUUACCAGGAACAAUCCUAUCUGGACAAGCCAGACUGGAUUGCUCAACUUAUAUGGUUCUAACGAAUGCAUCAACUAACUUCCCGCAAUGUACAAGGGAAUGUGUUCUGCUACUAGCUCACUAGCAUGAGUGAGGAAGGAUAAUAUUUAAUCAAUAUAUCCUGCCCUACCAUCCUCAACAUUCUCACAGGCAGCCGAUCAAGGAGAAGGAAAACUCUGAUCCUAAACUUCUGCCUUGCGGGAUGUCUUCAGGAGAAGAAAAGGCAAAGGAGUAAACCCUACACAAAUCUGGAGUAGCGUCCCAAGACAGUUGGAUGGAGCCUUGUACGUGGUGUGCUAGGAAGACAUGGAAACACCCCACAAGCAAAUUGGGAUGAAUGCUCAUUAUGCUAUACCCACUCAGAACAAAUGCUUGAUGAAGACCAGACAUAGUCUGACCACCACAUGCACUUUGUGCAAGGAAAGAUGGAUGGAUGCUGAAUAAACAGACUGUCUGCAGGAGCCUUAACUAGUUUCAAUAAAUAUGACAGCUCCUCAUAUUCAGCAAAUGGUAAUUAUCAAGGAGUUCCAGGAAAGGAUGCGCUGUGUGCUAAUUUGCACUCCCUCCCUCCUUGCUUAGAGUCUUGGAUAAGCUGCAAGAGACGAGCAACAGCCCGGGUGUCUCCAUCUGCCUCCCAGCUUGGCUUAGCUCCCUGCACAAAGCUUGUACAGUCGGUCUUUGUAGUGGGGCCGGGGUGGAUUGCGCCUGGAAAGAAUUGUGUUGACAUGUGGCGGUGAGAAAUUGUGCUGAUAAGAAACGGCCUUAUAGAAGUGCACUCUGUAGUGUGGGGAGGGAUGGAGAGAGAGAGGUAGUGAUCAGAGCCAGAGCAAAGGGACAAAAUAGCCACAAGGGAAAGCCUUCGUAAUGGUCAAGUUUGAGAAUGGAUCAAAGGUUCUGUCCCCAGCUGGUUUUGAAAUACAGCAGAAAUGCACACACAAGCAUCUUAUUAAAAUAUAGAGGACUGAAAUCAGCCUCGUUAUUGAUGAUAUUUAGAUCCUGCCUUUUCAUUAAAGAGCUUUGAGUGUAGGACAUACCGUAUUUUUCGCUCCAUAAGGCGCACCUGACCAUAAGGCGCACCUGACCAUAAGGCGCACCUAGUUUUUAGAGGGGGAAUUCAAAGAAAAAAAUAUUUAAAGGGAGCGCUGAGCAGAGCCUAUAUGCAUCCCAGGCUCUGCUCUGCGCUCCCUUUCAUGAGCCACAUGGAGCGUGUGUGCGGCGCUUGCAGGCUUUUCCCUGAGGAGGGAGAAGCCCCCAAGAGCCACACACACACUCCGCGCGGCUCUUGGGGGCUUUUGCAGGAGGUGGGGGAAGUGAGAGAGCCUCGCUCUGUCACUUCCCCCACCUCCCGCAAGAGCCGCACGCUCUUUAAAGGGAGCGCAGCUCUUGGGGACUUUUGCGGGAGGUGGGGGAAGGGACACAGCCACGCUCUGUCCCUUCCCCUCACCUCCCACAAAAGCCAAAGAUAGCCGCGUGAAGCCUCCGCAGGGCAGCGGGAUGAAGGUUCCCCACUGCCCUGCGGAGGCUUUGCGCCGCUAAGGCAGAAGCUAAAACAGCUAGAGGGAGCACUGCGCAGCGCUCUCUCUAGCUGUUCUGGCUUCUGGGGUAGCCUGCGAAGCCUCCACAGGGCAGCGGGGCGCCUUCAUCCCACUGCCCUGCGGAGGCUUCGAGGGCUACCCCAGAGCUGCUCAGGAGUGCGGGGCAUCUGCAUGCAGCCUGCCCACUGCUCCCAGGGCUGGUGGGGGAAGCCCGGGUCCCCCCAGCCCCAGGGACCACACAUUCGCUCCAUAAGACACACAGACAUUUCCCCUUGGUUUUUAAGAGGAAAGAAGUGCGUCUUAUGGAGCGAAAAAUACGGUAAGUUGUCCCAUUUUGCUUCUCUGCACCACAACCAUGUGAGGCAGGCUGAGCUUCAGAGACACUGGCUGGCCUAAGGUCCCCGGACCAGUUUCAUGGCAAUCUGGGUCUCUGCAGUUGCGAGUAACACUCCAGAAUGCCACACCAGUCCCCCCUCUCUUUUGCUUAUUAACAGUUUGUUAGAAACACCACAUUGGAAUCCUGCUGCCAAUUCUAUUGUUGCCAAUACAGUUUGAGAAAGAAAAUCCGAGCUAAGUUGCUUAGACAAAGGGCUGGAUCAGAAGGCUUGAAGAAAGAGAGCGCAUCGCUUUUAUAUGGAAAGGCUUCCCAAAAUCCAACACUUGUACCUCAUCCCCAAACUUUUGUUUAUAUAAAAAACCCAAAUAUAUACUGGAGACCUAGUCCUGCUAGGUAUACUUCACUAGGAGUAAGGAAUCUUUUGACAACUUUCUGAAGGCCACAUACUUGUGAAUAUGACCAGAGCCAUGCAGGAUUCUGACAUUUCUGGGCACAUAUGCAUGGGCAUAGAUGGGGGGAGGCAGCUGCCCCCCCCCAAUCAAGGCAAUAAAUAAAAAUACUUAACUAAAAGUAUAAUUAAUGAAAGCAUUUGAAAUUGAAAUGCUCACUGAGGUCACUGACAGAUUUUUCAGAGCACUUGCGGUCAAAAGAAAGUAAUUUAAAACAACUGUUGUUGGUGCCGAAAUCCCAAAGGAGCAGAAAAGACUAUAUAUGUCUGCGACCACAGCUGCACGGAUGUUACUGGUCCAGAGAUGGAAAGAAGAUAAAGUCCCUGCCAGAGAAGAAUGGCAGAUGGAGUUAAUGGACUAUGCUGAAAGGGCUAAAAUGACUGGAAGAGUCAGAAAUCAGGAAGAGCAAAAUUUUAACAAGGAAUGGGGAAAAUUUAUAACUUAUCUUAAAGACCAUUGUAAACUGUUAAAUUUGUUAGUAGGAUUGGCAUAGCACUUGUAGUUUAAGGUUGAUUCUGGAAGACGUCAAGGAUUUGGAGUAUCAUAAAAGAUGUGGGAAGAAAUAAUUAAUAAUAGGACCCACAAAGGGGAGGAUAGAAUUCCAGGAGAUUCCUUGGAAUCUUGUUUUUAUGAUUUAUGUUUGAUAUAUCUCUGUAAAUUUUUAAUUUGAAAAACCAAAUAAAUAAUUAAAUUUGUAAAAAACAACAACAAAAGCCUGUUGUUGAGACCUUUCAUUCCAAAUCUGCUAGACAGAGCCAGGCAGAGGAUGAUGACAGGUGGGUGUCCUCUCCCCCCCUCCCCAAAUCCUGGCUACACCCAUGCACACAUACAAACUUCCCUCCAUCCAAGAAAUCAAGGGACAUUAUCAGGGCUGUUGUUGUUAAUACAAUUUAUAUACAGUGGUACCUCGGGUUAAGAACUUAAUUCGUUCUGGAGGUCUGCUCUUAACCUGAAACUGUUCUUAACCUGAGGUACCACUUUAGCUAAUGGGGCCUCCCGCUGCCACCACGUGAUUUCUGUUCUCAUCCUGAAGCAAAGUUCUUAACCUGAGGUACUAUUUCUGGGUUCGUGGAAUCUGUAACCUGAAGCAUCUGUAACCUGAGGUACCACUGUACUGCCCUUUAUCAAAAGACCCCAGGACAGUGUACAACAUUAAGAACACAUUUUACGAAACCUAAUAAUAACACAAUAAGAAGCAUAAUAAUAAAAUAAUCAUAAUAACAGCACACACACACACCAGCUUUAGCAGGCUAUAGAUAAUUUAAUGGCCAACAGCCUGGGUAAAGAAGAAUGUUUUCUCCUGGUCCCAAACUGGUGGCCUGUGGUGGCCCAGAUUAAACUCCCAGGGCAAUUGAUAGGCAAUUAAUUUGUAUUAAGAUAUGGCAAAAGUUUACCCCACAGUUUCAUUCAGAAGCAGAGAAACGCACUGUAAUAUACUUGAAGGAGUCCACCCAUUUUUUUGUACCUCAGUCAUUGAUUUUUCCCAUCCCGUGUCCGUAAGGAUUAAGCGUUAAGUGUGCAGAAUAAAGUGGGAAUAAAGCUGUCCUCUCCACAGCUACAAAUAAAUAUGCUUUUCUGAAUCCAUCUGGUCCAGAAUCUUCUCUCCAAAAGUCAGAAAGCACUAGGCAAUGCAAGACUAAGCAAAUCAAAUGAAGACCUGUUUAUAAGGGCUUUCUUGGUAGUGGCGCCCACCCUGUGGAAUGAGUAUUAUAUAAAGUUUAGCAAACAUCUGAAGGUAGCCCGGUAUGGGGAAGCUUUUUAAGGUUUAAGGUUUUAUUGUGUUUUUAUAUGUGCUGGAGGCUGACCAGAAUGGCUGGGACUACCCAGUCAGAUGGGCGGGGUAUAAAUUAUUAUUAUUAUUAUUAUUAUUAUUAUUAUUAUUAUUAUUAUUACAGCGGUACCUCGGGUUAAGUACUUAAUUCGUUCUGGAGGUCCAUUCUUAACCUGAAGCACCACUUUAGCUAAUGGGGCCUCCUGCUGCCGCCGCGCCGCCGCCGCCGCCGCCGCGCGAUUUCUGUUCUCAUCCUGAAGCAAAGUUCUUAACCCGAGGUACUAUUUCUGGGUUAGCGGAGUCUGUAACCUGAACCAUAUGUAACCUGAAGCGUAUGUAACCCAAGGUACCACUGUAUUACUACAGUCAUACCUCAGGUUACAGAUGCUUCAGAUUGCCCGUUUUCGGGUUGCACACCGUGCCGAGCCCAGAAGUACUGGAACAGGUUACUUCUGGGUUUUGGCGCUUGUGCAUGUGCAGAAGCACUAAAUCGCGCUUUGUGCAUGCGCAGAAGCGCCGAAUCACAACCUGCACAUGCACAGACACGGUGCUGCAGGUUGUGAACGCUGCGGGUUGCGAACAUGCCCCCCGCACGGAUCCCGUUCGCAACCUGAGCGUCCACUGUAUUGCAGUGGUACCUCAGAUUUCGGACGUCUCCGUUGCCGAAUGUUUCGGUUUUCAGAUGCCAAAAAACCCAGAGGUAAUUGCUUCCAUUUUCAAACGUGCCUCAGAAGUCAAACGGCUUCCGUUGUGUGUAUCUGUUGUUUUUCACAAUUUUCCCUAUUGAAUUGGCAGACCACCCUUUGCACCUCAGUUUUCGAACGUUUCGGAAGUCAAACGGUCUUCUGAAACAGAUUACGUUCGAAAACCGAGGUUCCACUGUAUUACUAGACAGAGCCCAAACAUUUGCAUUUGUGCAGCUGGUUUGAAUUGUGUUCCUUGGUGCAUAUUUCAGAUCUUUUCAGCAAACCAAGAGCAGUGAUAGGGCUUACACAAUGAACUGCCGACAGUUAAACCGUGGAAGAACCAUAAAACAAGAUCCCAUUAUGCCCUCUGUACGUCAGGUGCAGGUUUUUCACACACAUACACAAAAUGUUACAUUUACAUCUGAGGGGCAAGCGCAUCUCAAAGCAGGUGUGAACAAUUAUGCCAUUAGACACAUACACACUGCAAAAAAAAAACAAAACCCACACACACUAAAAUCUUGGAACAGAAGGGACUCAGCAGGUAUUAAUCCUGGGAUCCAAAGGGAAUUACUCUGCAUUCUAUAUGGGACGCUUCAUCUCCUUACAGACUCAGUUAAGUAGCAUUAAUACAAAUAUUCAUUUGACAAUGGUAAUUUUACAGAUGGGAGAGUUCGUAACAGAUGGCCUUCCUUUCUCCCCCCACCCACCCAAGAGCAGUGUAGCCAGGGACUGGUGCCAACAGAGGAGGAAGUCCCGUGUCCUUCCUAUUUCCUGAGCCUAAGGCAUCCUCUGCCGUGUCCUCUAUUCCCCCAGCAUCUGUGGCGGGUGGCAGGUGCGAUGGCAGCAGCCCCAUGGAAGACGUGCCGCCAUGUUGAUUCCAAGGAGCUAAGCUCCAUAUAGAUGGGAACUCUAGCAGAGUUGGCAUUGUGCUUUCAGAGACUGAUUCGGAGGUCUCCCCCUGAGAUAAUUGCCGUCUGAAAGGCCUAAUGCCAAGGGAAUCCAGGGAGCCCGCGUCUUCCUCGGCGUCGUAAAAGCCGGAAGAAAAUUGGCUUAAUUUCGCCAGGGUGUCCCCGCAAAAGAGGCUUGCCGUUGUUCUGAAAUGUUGCCAUAGAUACCGCCAACAAAGCACUCUGCGUGAAAUAAAACGAGGGGAAAUGUAGGGAAAUGAAGACACCUGAACCGUUGUGUUCCCUUUGUUGUGCCACAGGCUUGGCAGACAAACGCAACUCUGCCACCCCCAGCCCCCCCCCAAGAGAUAUUCAUAGAAGUGAAGCUAGGUUGAAAGAGGACUCGCUUCUGAUGGUAUGCAAGGCACGCUCGGCCCCUUCUUACUUCUGGUUAAUAAGGUUUUGCCGUUGUAUCACAAAACCUCCUUGAUCAAAAGCAACCACGACACAAAAUACAUUUGUGUGUGCUUCACAGACAGUGAUCCCCCACUCUCAAACCAGUUUCAGCUCAAUGAAAAGCUCUUUGUUGGUCCACAGACAUCGCAGCAUUUUUUCCUCCAGCGAUGAAAGCUCUUCUGCUCAGUGAGCAGACCGUAGACACCCAAGAACAUCGCAACUGGCUGCAACUGCAGAAUACUUGCAACCCACUAGCCCAAUUCAAAUGCAACGCUAAACCAUAAGUUUUGCGUUGCGUGGCAAGGUCCCAACCGCCCCCCCCCUCCGGAGGUUGAAUAAAGACACUUGACACCAGUAUUUUAGGUUAAUGGGCUAAAAAAAGACCACAAUUUUAUUGCCUACAGAUUGUGAGCGGUACAGUCAUACCUCGGGUUGAAGUAGCUUCAGGAUAAGCAUUUUCGGGUUGCUCUCCGCGGCGACCCGGAAGUAACGGAGAGCGUUACUUCCGGGUUUCACCGCUCGCGCAUGCGCAGACGCUCAAAGUGACAUCACGCGCAUGCGCGGAACUGGCGAUUCGUGGCACGCGCAGACGUGGGUUGCAUUCGCUUCAGGAUGCGAACGGGGCUCUGGAACGGAUCCCGUUUGCAUCCAGAGGUACCACUGUAUUGGCUUAGGCAUUGGACCUAACUGACUAUAUCUGACUCCUGCCCGUCAUGCAGGGAGUCCGGGAAGGGUUAACCAUCAGUAGGGGGAGUCCUGGUGAUGCACAUCAACUAGGAGCUCUCCCGGGGUCACCAAUAGGGGUUGUGCCUUAGGCCCUAGCCUCCCCAGGCUUCGGACAGGGGCACACCCCCAGAAUCCUUUAAUGGAAUACCCUUCAAUGUGCGAGGGAGAUGAUGGCGCUACCUCCCCACCUCUCUUCUCCAGCAAUAUUCCAAUGCCUAACCGCCAAACCUUACAAAGUUGUGACGAUUUGCUUUGAGGUAGGCGAAAACCCAAUGGCCCGUGCCAAUUUGCCAAGUGGAAAAAGUUCUACCAGGCCCCUCAACGGCGACCAACCGAAGUCCAUAGCAAGGUCAAGAGAUGAAAAACCUAAAGGGUGGGAGGGUGGGAAAACCGGAGCAGCUGGAAGCAUGAAAAGGGGAGAGCUCCCCAAUGCGUCCUGCUUAAAUCAAGCAGGCCACACCCCCAUUGGUCGCCUGGGCAGUGACGCGGCCGGGAAUCCCCCCAAUCGCACAGGGCUGACCACCCGCCCCGCACAAGUGGAGGGGUCGUGAUAGCCCGCAACCCCACCUCCUCCUUAAGGCGGAAGUAGCUUUAUAGGAACGGGAACAGCAGGUUGUUUCAACUGCGGUCUGCUGAAACAAGCCAGGAUUAGAAACCGUAGCUUGAUCUUGGCUUGCUUUAAUAAGCUAUACUUGAAUCUAACGCAAAUUGGUCCAGUAGUGACAUAAAGACAAACUGUGGUUGGUCUAACUGAGGGAACAGGUGCUUCUCCUCAAGGCCUUACAAGAAGAGGAGGAGGAGUUGGGCGAAGGUGUUUUCCUGAAUCUCAAGCCAACCUCAUUACACUAAUGGCGAAAAAUUUGCCUUUUUAAAUGUGUCCCCUAAACUGUCGCACCUUAGUGGUUAGCUGCUCAGAAACUGCUAGAAAUGACAACUUUUCAUACCGUGCCUUUAUAGAGAGACCCUCCAAAUAUUUCCAAUACCUAGAAAUUAAUAUUCUUGCAGAAAAAUCCAGCUAAAGUUUUACUUUUCCCAUCAUUGUUCUGGUUGUCCCGAAUAUUAAUUGAUGCACCCUCUCUUCGUGCUCGAUUUACAUUUUUUUUAAUUAUUUUAAAUAGUGUUUUUUUCAGGGUCCGAAAUCAACUUGCAAACAGUUCAAUAGCGGCAGGAAGAAAGCUAUGCAGAAGCAGUCUGGGUCCAGUAUGAGGAAACACAGUUUGAAUCUAUGAGAAAGGGAGACAGCUCCACGUACUGGAUAAUCGGAGCCUUUUUCUUUUCUUUUUCCUUUCUGUUCAGCUCCACAACCGCGAGGGCUUGGAUGAUGAACAAAAUGAAAUAAAAGUAGCAGUUUAUGGCGUUCAGAUUUUGUAAAUGUGGCAUGCUAUAAAUUGCUGGACAGAUAUUUUUUUUCCAGGGCAGCAGCAAACUAAACACAGUCCUAAAGCCAAUGGAUGCAUUUUGUUUGCCCUGCCUUAACACAAAGAAUUAGCAUAGCACAACAAAAAGUGUAGCCAAUCACUUUUUUAGCUAGCUUCCCAUUCUAUAGAAAACUCAUUAUGCCAAAGGACAACAUAUAUGACAAGCCCACGAAACUGCCAUUCUGAAAUGCAUGUAUUUCCCCCUUGCUCUUCCAGCUCCCGCUAUUGUUGUACCCCCAAAGAGGAUUCACAAUGUAACUGGAGCCCAAGUCUACCUGUCUUGUGAAGUGAAAGCAGUCCCAACACCCAUCAUCACCUGGAAGAAGGUAUGUGAAAGAUGCCAAGUGUUUUGUGGGGUAGAGAUCUAGAGCUGAGCCAGCCUUGUUUCUGAUGUUAGAUGCUGAAGCUUCUGUCAUUUUGGGAAAUGAUAUAUAAUGAGUUGAAAAAAAUGUUCAAAUUAACUUUUAUUUUUUUUAAAAAACAGAGGCUUUUUUAUUAGGAAUUGUAGGUGAUGAUGUUCUAAGGGAAAGGAAAAGACUUUUCGUGUAUGCAAAAACAGCCACACAGAUGUUACUAGCCCAGAGAUGGAAAGAAGAUAAAGUCCCAACCAGAGAAAAAUGGCAAAUUAAACUGUUGGGACUAUGCCGAAAUGGCAAAACUGACCGGAAAGCUCAGGAACCAAGAAGACCAAAACUUUAACAAAGAAUGGGGGAAAUUUGUAAUUUAUAUCGGAGACCACUGUAAGCAGAUGAAAACAUUAGCAGGAUUGCAAUAACACUUGUAAUGUAGCAAUUACUGUGGAGAUAAUGGAGUUGUAUAAAAUAUGGACUAUUGAAGAAGAUGCAGCAGAAAAGGUUAGGACCCAUGGAGGGGGAGGUGGGAAGUCUAGAGAUUCGGAGGAAUCUUUAAAUGUGGAUGUGGAUGGUUAUAUUGUUACAAUUUUAUAUUUGUAAAAUCAAUUUAUUAUAGAAGAUGAAGCUUCACUUUCAGGUAGAGCCAGUGAUCUGGAAACUGAUAUAUACGCUGUUGUCCUCUCCAGAUCUUGGUUUUCCUACAACUGCCUUCCCCCAACCUGGCGCCCUCCAGGUAUUUUGAACUACACCUCCCAUCAGCCUCUAGCAAAACAUCUGGAGGGCACUAGCUUAAGGAAGGCUGUUCUCAUAACCAAGAAGUUCAGAUGGCCUAGAUGUUUACAUCAAAUUUAGAAUCAUAGAAUUGUAGAGUUGGAACCACAAAGAUCAUCUGGUCCAACCCCCUGCAGUGCAGGAAUCUUUUAGCCAACAUGGGGCUCAGACCCAUUUCUCUGAGAUUAAGCUCCUACCGAACGAGCUUGAAGUGGUAUAACUGCACCACUCUAGGUUGCUUACAAUACUAGCAAUAGGAACCAGGGGAUUCAAAUAUCAGGAGUUCAGCCCUAUACUCAUGUAGGACCCUGGCAGAGACACAUGCCCGACUAGGAUGUUCCCUCCCUCCUGGUCGUUCGUUCGGGAGCUUCAAAAGCUUUCUUUAGCCUGAACAUCACAGCGACCGAUGCCAACCAACACCGGCACACUUAGGGAUCUGCAAAGUUUGUGCAUCAUGCGCGUGACAGACCUCAGCAACUCAGCAUUUUGGCUAAUCUACUUUAUUUACAUAUCAACACACACGGAGCACUGCAACAUGGCUCCCUCUCUCUCUAACAUCAGACAGCAAAGAGAAAAAGAACAAAGGACAAUAGUCCUACUUCACGGAACACAGUGACACAAAUAUCCUGUCUCUGUCACUUCCAACUCCGUGGAGUCAAAACAUACACUGUCAUGUGAUAGACAACAAUCCCAUGACUGCAAUCAUGGAGCAGGAAUUCUAACAUCAAAUGCAAAAUCAGCAUCCAAUUUUAUGGCGCAGGGAAAGCUUAGUUUCAUGGAGGGUGGGGUUCACAAUCGGAUCUGGGCUUAAAGCCUGUGUCUACUGUGUUUUCACCUUGCUAAAACUCUGCAGGUCACGGAAUCCCCAAAGGGAGUGAAGCUCUUAGAAGAACUUCCUGGAGACAGAGUCAACAUGGCAGUGCAGGUCCGAGGUGGUCCUUCAAAACAUGAGAGCACAGGCUGGGUUUUGGUAAGUUCCCAUUGCACUAUAUAGUUCAAGAGAGCCCCUCCGUACAGCAGUAGGUUCCCUCGUUGCGAGAAGUGAGGUUACAGGGAACCAGACAGAGGGCCUUCUCGGUAGUGGCGCCCACCCUGUGGAAUGCCCUUCCUUCAGAUGUGAAGGAAAUAAUCAGCUAUCUUCUCUUUAAGACAUCUGAAGGCAGCCCUGUUUAGGGAAGUUUUUAAUAUUUAAUGCUUUAUUGUUUUUAACACUUGAUUGGAAGCCGCCCAGAGUGGCUGGGGAAACUCAGUCAGAUGGGCGGGGUAUAAAUAAAUUAUUAUUAUUAUUAUUAUUAUUAUUAUUAUUAUUAUUAUUAUUGUAGUGGAGCAGCAUUGCUGAACAACAAAUAGAGCAGGACCAUCCGGUAUAAAUCCAUUGUUAUUGCAUCAGUGUUGCAGAAUAUCCCUGGGAAAAACCCACCAGUCUUCCCUUGUGGCAGCUGCCAUGAAUUCUGAAUCUAUUAAUUGUACAGACAUGAACCAACCUUUUUGGUUGCUGCGGUUCACCUUUUCUUCUUGUGUGUCUGUUUCCCUUCCAGAUUAACCCACUGACAAAAGAAGACGAGGGCAUUUACCAGUGCCAUGCUACAAACAUGGUGGGAGAAACACAAGCAGAGGGGAAUAUUAAAGUCCUAGAGCAAAGCAAAAAUAAGAGGAGUAAUUUCCCGGCAUCGGAUGACAUGAAGUAGCAAGGUAACGUUGAUGCUGCUAGUGCUCUUUGAGUCUAGGAGUGCCAUUUUAAGACACUGUGUAUGUCCAGCUUGGGUCAUAGUCAGCACUGAUUUGUACAUGGUUUACAUGAUGUUCUUAAUGAAAAGGUUCCUGCCCGGAGGAGCUUACAAUGUUAAUUUCAACUCAAGGAGAGAAAGGCAGAGGCAUGAAUACCAAGGAACUUCUAGAACAGCCUUAAAAAUAAGCCUUCAUAAUAGUGCACUAAGAGGCUGGCAGCCAGUGUUUCUGUCCAAACAUGGGAAAUCCCUCCUCACCAACUAGCAUGUACCAUAUUUUUCGCCCUAUAGGACGCAAUUUUUUCCCCUCCAAAAAUGAAGGGGAAAGGUGUGUGCGUCCUAUGGGGCUAAUGCAGGCUUUCGCUGAAGCCUGGAGAGCGAGAGGCGUUGGUGCGCACCGACCCCUCUUGCUCUCCACGCUUCAGGAAGCUAUCCGCAAGCCUUGCGAGCCCGGCGGGAGGUUCCGCCGGGCGCACAAGGCUUGGGGCAGCAGCCUGCAGGACGAAGCACGGGGCGCCCUCCGGAGGACGCCCCGUGCUUCGGUGUCCGCAAGCCUUGCGUGCCCGGCGGGAGUUCCCGCGGGCUCGCAAGGCUUGCGGGCAGCAGCCUGUUCUGUGGGCUGGGGGGGGGAUUUUUUUUUUAUUCAUUCCCCAACCCAAAAAAAGGAGGUGCGUCCUAUGGGCCAGUGCGCCUUAUAGGGCGAAAAAUACGGUAAAUACUAGUUAGCAAGCCAGUUUGGGAAAAGCCUUUUCCAAACAAGCUAGUGGAAUAGAGUAGAGCACAUGGAUGAGUUUCCUUUCCUCAGCAGCCAGCACAGAAAGUAGAUUGGGAGAUCUGUCCCUCCUCCCUCUCUCACCUGCUUGGAAUUCUACGCUCACCUCCAUGGUCUACUAUCAUGCUUCAUUCCAAUGUAUUUAAGGGGUUUUUCCCCAGGACUAGGGGGUUAAGACAAAGGUUUCCUUUUUAAGCAACUUAGUGUAGUUACUGAGGACAGGUAAAAGGAAUUGUAGAGGGAUUCUUGGCCCAGACAUGGAAAGAAGAUAAAGUCCAGACCAGAGAAGAAUGGCAGAUUAAGCUGAUGGAUUAGGCCCAAAAAAAAACCUUAACAACGUUGGCCUGCCCCCCUAAAAAAAGGUGAACUUUGACCUGAACCCCUAAAAAAGUCAAAAACUUUGCACUGCCCCCCUAAAAAAAGCUUGACAACUCUGAACUCCCCCCGCCCCCCAAAAAUUAGUAGAUCACUUCCAUAUUUUUUUCUGGGAGUAGAUUGCAGUCUCUUGGGAAUUGGAUGUCCCUGCAAUAACACUUGCAGUUUAAUGGGAAUUUUUGACAUAAUGGAGAUGUAAAAUAUUUGGAUUAUUAUGAAAGAUGCAGGAGGAAAUGAUUUACAAUAGGACCCACAAAAGGGAAGAGGGAAGUCCAGGAGAUUCUUUGGAACCUUGUUUUUAUGUUGUAUGUUGAAUAUGUGAUUGAAAAACUUUAAUCUGAAAAACCAAAUAAAUAAUUUUAUUUUAUUUUUUUAAAAAAGAGGAAUCGUAGAGGGAUUCCAUUUUGCUCGUCAUCCCAUUUUCAAAGCCCCUUGCAGGAUAAAGUGUGUUGUGAGAUGGUGUCAACAAGUUUGGCACCAUCACACCUGAGGACAUAUCACACCUGGUUCAGGGGACCUCUCAAUCUGCCUCCCCCCCCCCAAUGUACUUUAAGAUCAGCUAAGGAAGCCCAGCUUAAAGUGUCUCUGCCUCUUAGCCGUCAAGUAAAUGGGUGGAUACAACAGUUGCACUCCAUUCUCCUCCCAUCUGUGGAACUUCCUUCCUAGAGAGGAGUGUUCAUUAUUGAGCUGCUUUUUACAUGGUGAAAUGUGGGCAUGUAGACAGGUUUUUCCCAAUUUAUUGCUGACAGGUUGGGGGUUUUUUGUGACAUGUUCUUUCAGGCGACAGACUUUGUCAUUUAAAUGUGAUUUUAUUGCAACUACUGCGUUUUCACAGCGCUGCAAGCUGCUUUGAAAGCCUUUUGAGGCUAUCAAAUGGGAGGGGGUUAAUAAGGCUCAAAACAAGUCAGCAUGCGAGCAUUGAGAUUAUUCUUUGAAUGUAAAAGCUCCAAAAUCCAGGAUAGGGAAAGCGGUUUUCUUAUUUGCACUGUUCCCACAAUAGAGUGGAUCAUGUUGCUGGAAGUAGUAUUCUCCGAGAGCAAAGAUUCUUGUCGUGCACUGAGUACUUCCAUCUUCUAGGUAUGCCUCCAGGCAUGUCAGUAUUUUGCAGGUGAUUCAUGCAGAUGCUUUCGGUUUGCACAAUUAAAGUGUCAUGUGGCCCUAGCAUAACAUAUCCACUUGAAAGAAAAUCUCAGAGUUAAUCCCUACCACAAAAUACUGACAGCUUGGAGACAAUCUGAGAGAGAAAGCAAUCAGAAAAUGGGUUAAAAAGAGAAGUGAAUAGUAGUACUUGCUUUUCUACAAUUUCCGUAUCAAUGUGGCCCUCUAAUUUGGCCAAAGGAUCUUGCAAAGUGGAUUUUGCUGCACAACCUUUGGGUGGAGGUUAGUAGUCUGAAUGCAUCUCCAGAUGAUCUCACCCAAUAACUGUCUUUUCCCCUCCAUCCCUUCCUUCUAGGAUGAAGUGAUCUGACUACCUCUGAGGGAAUCAGAGCCAAGCAGACUAGAAACCCAUGGAAUAGUGAUUUGCUUUCUUAACUUGCUGAAGACUAGAAGAUAUCAUUUUGAUAUUCAUAUUGAUUAAUGGUGCAAUUUGCACACCUUUUUCUUAGAGUGUCUGAUUAAUACUGGGCAUGUAGUGAAUGAUGUAAUAAAUGCUCAAUAAAAGCAUGGUUGUUUUUUUUACACUCUUAAUUUUCUCUCUCUUUGUACUGCUGCUCAGAUGUAGUUCUAGCACAGCAGCCGAGCAGGCCUCUCCUUGUCUCACUG